Messenger RNA from Eublepharis macularius, 2686 nucleotides. It is a transcript of the gene IER2, whose product is annotated as immediate early response 2. The transcript has a single exon. The coding region runs from base 162 to 935 and encodes 257 amino acids. Lineage: Eukaryota; Metazoa; Chordata; Lepidosauria; Squamata; Eublepharidae. The record is from RefSeq and is a predicted model, not a curated record.
GCGCGGCCCCGCUCAAUCGGGGCGGACGACGCGAGCGAGGGUUCUUCGCUGAGGCUACGCGGCCGAUAGCAUCGCGCACAAAAAAGGUGGGGGGCCACUUUCGCCUCCGCAGAGAAAGGACAAAGGCUUCCUGCCCGCGCCUGGAGUGUCCAGAGGCUACCAUGGAAGUACAGAAGGAAGCACAGCGCAUCAUGACCAUGUCCGUGUGGAAGAUGUACCACUCACGCAUGCAGCGCGGCGGCCUCCGGCUCCACCGCAGCCUGCAGCUAUCCCUCGUCAUGCGGAACGCCCGGGACCUCUACCUCUCCGCCAAGCUGGAGGAGGAGGACGAGAUGGCCGCUGGGGUCGGCCCUGAAGGGGACUUUGCCGGGCGGCAGGCGCAGCUGGACUUGCAGACGCCGAGCCCUGGACAUCUGGAGGGAGCUUCGUCGCCCCCCAGCCCGCAGGCGCUGGAGGAGAGACUUCCCCGGGCGCAGCUCGACGCGCCUCUUCUCAGCCCGCCACCUUCGGAGACGCAGCCGCUCGCCGCGCUUUCUGCCGGCCUCGAGCCGGAGCCCAUGGAGACCCAGGAGGAGCCCAGCAACUCGCCCGCGCCCCCCCAGCCUCGGACUCCCUGGGGCCGGUGCGCGUCGGGGCCUCCGCCGGGCGCUGCCAAGCCUAGCCGCAAGCGCCGCAGCAGCAGUCUGGGCAAGAUAGGCGCUGCCGAAGCCGGCUUGGUGCCCAGCAAGAAGGCGAAGCUGGUGGAAGAGGAAGGCGAGCGGCAGCCGCAGCGCCAAGAAGGGCCUUUCCCGAGCUUAGCCCGAGUCCUGCAGGACCGCUUCUCGGGCUUGAUCCUCCAGCCGCCGGCGACUAAGGGCGGCGAGGAGCCCAAGGCGAGCUGCAGGCAAGGGGACGGCGUGCUGAGCAUCAUGGUCAGGGCCGUGGUGGCCUUCUAGAGCGCCCCCAGCAGGACUCGGAGCUGAAAUGUCUCUCCAGAGAAGCGGCGCCUGCUGAAGCCCCUCUUUCUCGACGGGGCAGCUGCACACCGCCUCCCACCCCCGGCCCAGCGGGCCCAUCUCCUCGGUGGCGGGGCCUCGGCGGUCGGGAAGGCGCGCCGCGGGAGGCUGGUGACGGACGGGGGCGGGGGGGGGGGCACCAGCGGGUCCCUCCUCCUUUCCCUCCCUGUGGGCUUAGGCGAGAGACACUCGGGUGGCUUGGGAGCGGGCGAGACAAAGCCUGCGGGAAAGGGAGCGACGAUUGCUGAAGAAGGACGCCCCGACUCUGCCGGCGAGCCCGGGACGCAGCUGCUGUGAGCCGGACGAAGGACUGGCCUCGCCAAGGAGAGCGUCCGUGUUCGUUAAUGGAGGAGCUGGAACGACUUUGGGGGGAGGGGAACCCCGGAACAUGGGACAGACUUUAAGCCAGUCGGUUCUUUCAGUCUGAUUUCAGACGGUUGAUUCAUGUGGAAAGCAACCACUGUCUGUAGGGCGUUCGUGGUGGUGUUUUUUUUUUUUUUGUUUUUUUUUUUUGGUGCUAGUCAACAACAAUGACGUGCUUAUCCUGCCUUUUAAAAAAGUUGUUACCUCCUCUGGGUGGCUGUUCUGUUUCUCCCUCAUGGUUUUUUGAAUGAGAUUAAAGGGAGGGGAGUCCAAGAUCCUUAGGCAGCUGGACUAGCUCCCCUGAAGGGCUAGAAAGCCCUGCUGAGAGCUGUUGAAGAAAAGCAGCUUUGUCGGUUCCCCUCAGCCCUGGUGGUGGGGGAGAGAGCUACUCUGCAUUCCUUUCCUCAGGGCCAUCCCUUUUUUCUUACCUUGUAAUUAAGGAUGAUGAAGUGGCCUCUUUCUUUGUGCCAGAGAAGAUCUCAAAACCAGAUUAGUCUUGCCUGUGUGUGUAUGAUGAGAGCAGGAACAGAAGGGGAAGAAAAAAACCCCAACCGGUCAUACUAGUUAUGACACAUUUCUCAUAUGACUGGUAUUUGCAUUACACUGGGUCCAAGAGGGCAGGGGAUUUCCUGCUCAUGCUGCCUUAGCUUUUUUUGUGUUUGUGGCUACUGUGUGUGUGUGUGUGUUUUGUUUUUUUUUAAGGUGUGGGAAGAACCCUGAGUGAGUUGACUGUGGGGGAGGGGUGGUUAAAGUACAGACAUCAAAGGCAGUUUCCCUAGAUGACUUAAGCUGUUGAGAUAGGCCUUGAACAUUGGAGUGGGGGAUACUGUUUUUACACCUGCGCAAUAUUUUUCUCUUGACGUUUUUCACUCAGUGUUUCAACAAUGAAGCCUCUAUUCUAAUUCUUCAGAUUAGUGGGAUUUCUGCAUCAUGUCAUCUCCUUAAAAAAAGAAACUGACCAUUCUGUGGAGUUCCAAGACCCCUUUUUUUGCCUUUGCUCAUGCAGUAUUUCUUCUGUUUGGUCUACUGUGAAACGCAGCUUAUUUUCCUGGUGUCAUCUGUGUUCAAUAGAAAUCCUUAACUGUGUGUUUAAUUUAAGACAAACUCUAGAUUGAAGGUUGGGGAUGUUCAUGAAAUACUGUUUGUUUCAGAUUGAUGACUGUCGAGGUACUCUGUAAUGCUACCUGUAUGGCUUUAACGUUUUGUAACUUGUGUUUAUGUUCUGUUGCUUGACACGGGGAAAAUACAGGCUUCUUAGGUUCUGGUUUUCACCCUCAUGGAGUUAAUAAUUUUGGUCACUGAAAUAAAGACCAUCUUUGAGUUUUUAA